Molecule: messenger RNA, 2277 nt
Organism: Drosophila willistoni
Lineage: Eukaryota; Metazoa; Arthropoda; Insecta; Diptera; Drosophilidae
Gene: crn
Product: protein crooked neck
Exons: 2
Coding region: 95-2176 (693 amino acids)
Biological process (GO): mRNA splicing, via spliceosome; spliceosomal complex assembly
Cellular component (GO): U2-type catalytic step 2 spliceosome; Prp19 complex; precatalytic spliceosome
Molecular function (GO): protein binding
Source: RefSeq, a predicted model, not a curated record
UGGGACUUUUGCGUGUGGAGUGUAACAAUAACAACAAUUCAAUAAAGAAAUCGUAUAUAGAUUUAAGAGAAGCUUAAACACACACACGAAGAAUAUGGAGCGUCCUCAGAAAAUGCCCAAGGUGGCUAAGGUGAAAAACAAAGCGCCGGCAGAGGUGCAAAUCACCGCCGAGCAGCUGCUACGAGAGGCCAAGGAGCGUGAUCUUGAGAUUCUGCCACCGCCACCGAAACAGAAAAUCUCCGAUCCAGCGGAAUUAGCCGAUUAUCAGCAGCGCAAACGCAAAACGUUCGAGGAUAAUUUACGUAAAAAUCGUAUGGUAGUCAGUCAUUGGAUUAAAUAUGCCCAGUGGGAGGAGCAACAGCAAGAGAUCCAGCGUGCCCGUUCCAUCUGGGAGCGAGCCCUGGACAAUGAGCAUCGCAAUAUUACUAUAUGGCUGAAGUAUGCCGAGAUGGAAAUGAAGAACAAGCAAGUGAACCAUGCGCGCAAUCUGUGGGAUAGGGCCGUGACCAUAAUGCCGCGUGUGAAUCAAUUCUGGUACAAAUACACUUACAUGGAGGAAAUGCUAGAGAAUGUGGCCGGGGCAAGACAAGUGUUCGAGCGCUGGAUGGAAUGGCUUCCCGAGGAACAGGCCUGGCAGACAUAUGUAAAUUUUGAACUGCGCUACAAGGAAAUCGAUAGGGCACGUGAGAUCUACGAACGUUUUGUCUACGUGCAUCCGGAUGUGAAGAAUUGGAUUAAGUUUGCCCGCUUUGAAGAAUCCCAUGGCUUUAUACAUGGAUCACGUCGCGUGUACGAAAGAGCUGUAGAGUUCUUUGGAGAUGAUUUCAUAGAGGAGCGGCUGUUCAUAGCUUUUGCCCGUUUCGAGGAGGGACAAAAGGAACACGAUCGUGUGCGAAUCAUUUACAAAUAUGCCCUAGAUCAUUUACCCAAGGAUCGCACUCAGGAACUGUUUAAGGCCUAUACCAUACACGAGAAAAAGUAUGGCGAUCGAGCCGGCAUUGAAGAUGUGAUUGUAUCCAAGCGCAAAUAUCAAUACGAACAGGAGGUAGCCGCCAAUCCCACCAACUAUGAUGCAUGGUUCGAUUACCUGCGCCUAAUCGAAGCCGAAGGCGAUGCAGAUCAAAUUCGGGAGACUUAUGAGCGAGCCAUAGCUAAUGUCCCGCCGGCCAAUGAAAAGAAUUUCUGGCGUCGUUACAUUUACUUAUGGAUCAAUUAUGCCCUUUACGAGGAGCUCGAAGCGGAGGAUCUAGAGCGUACACGUCAAAUCUACAAGACAUGUCUGGAUCUGAUACCCCACAAGCAGUUUACUUUUAGCAAAAUAUGGCUUCUCUAUGCCCAGUUUGAGAUUCGCUCCAAACAGCUGCAGUUGGCUCGUAAAACUCUUGGCAUGGCCAUUGGCAUGUGUCCACGGGACAAGCUCUUUCGGGGCUAUAUUGAUCUGGAGAUUCAAUUGCGAGAGUUUGAACGUUGUCGCCUGCUAUAUGAAAAAUUUCUUGAAUUCGGUCCAGAAAAUUGUGUCACCUGGAUGAAGUUUGCCGAGCUAGAGAAUCUACUAGGCGACACGGAACGGGCACGGGCUAUUUUCGAGCUGGCCGUCCAGCAAUCUCGCUUAGACAUGCCCGAAUUGCUGUGGAAGGCAUAUAUCGACUUUGAGGUAGCCCUGGGUGAGACGGAGCUGGCCCGACAGCUAUACGAACGGCUCUUGGAGCGGACUCAACAUGUCAAGGUGUGGAUGUCAUUUGCCAAAUUUGAGAUGGGCAUCAGCCAUGGGCAAGCGGAUGGAAGCGAUGCUGAUUUGAAUGUGCGACUUGCUCGUCGCAUCUAUGAGAGGGCGAACGAGAUGCUCCGGCAAUUGGGUGACAAGGAGUCGCGUGUUUUGCUGUUGGAAGCUUGGCGUGACUUUGAACGGGAUCAAGCCAAUGAUACGAUAGCCCUGCAGAAGGUUCUAGACAAAAUGCCCCGACGAAUUAAGAAACGACAAAAGAUUGUAUCCGAUGAUGGCGUUGAAGAGGGUUGGGAGGAGAUCUUUGACUACAUAUUCCCCGAGGAUGAGAUGGCCAGGCCGAAUCUGAAACUCCUGGCAGCAGCCAAGAUGUGGAAGAAUGCGAAAGGAAAUACCGAUGAUACUUCAGCGACGACAACAACUACUGAUGAAUCUACGGUGGAACAGAGCUGAUCCCCUGAGUUUGAAAAUUGUUUAACAAAAAAUAAAAAACAACAUGCAUCUCCAUAAUCUAUGUAUAUCUUGUAUUAAAAACCAUUUUUAAAUCAGUUAAA